Molecule: messenger RNA, 3441 nt
Organism: Astyanax mexicanus (Mexican tetra)
Lineage: Eukaryota; Metazoa; Chordata; Actinopteri; Characiformes; Acestrorhamphidae
Gene: nck2a
Product: NCK adaptor protein 2a
Exons: 5
Coding region: 584-1795 (403 amino acids)
Biological process (GO): negative regulation of PERK-mediated unfolded protein response; positive regulation of translation in response to endoplasmic reticulum stress; positive regulation of endoplasmic reticulum stress-induced intrinsic apoptotic signaling pathway
Molecular function (GO): protein binding
Source: RefSeq, a predicted model, not a curated record
GCAGUGCUCCAGUAUCAUACUGUGACUGUGCUUCUGAAGUAAUGCAGUUUGUCUUCAGUAGUUUUUGUGUUUCACAGUUUUAGAAGGCUGAGUUUUAGAACAGGCGGUGGCACCUGAGGAAGUCAAGGUACCAAUUAACUAUGUUUGCGCAGUGGGAUUGUAACAUGAUGUAAUCUACCUGACUGCAGCCUUCUUUCUCUCCAAAAUGACCUUUGAACAUGGGCGAGGUUAUGAUUACAAGAUUACUGUUGCCAGGCGACAGUUUCUAAGGAAACCCAUGUAUUACACCCUUGUGGCAGUUCUUGAAGGAGACGCCACCUCUGAAACUCCUCCUCACCUUUUCACGAGCUAGAAGAAGAGCUGUCACAUUCCUUCGCUUCAGAGGGCUUCUCUCCACACUUUACCUUCUGACCAUCUGCUGUGGUUUCACUUCUCUGAGCUGCAUCGUGUAAUUGAGUCUUCCCUCUGCAGAGAUGGUGGCAGUCAGGUCCUUGCUGUGAUCAGGCACAAACCUAAAGCACCAAUAAACCACGCAGGCACUCCUCUCUCUGGUGUGGGAGCAAGAAGAGAGACUCGAUGAAAGAUGACAGAGGAGGUGAUUGUUAUAGCCAAGUGGGACUACACCGCUCAGCAGGACCAGGAACUUGACAUCCGGAAAAAUGAGCGCUUGUGGCUCCUAGAUGACUCCAAAACCUGGUGGAGAGUCCGCAAUGCCUCCAACCGCACAGGUUACGUCCCGUCCAACUAUGUAGAACGCAAGAACAGUCUAAAAAAAGCUUCGCUGGUGAAGAACCUGAAGGAUACUCUGGGCCUCGGGAAAACGAAAAGGAAGACAAGCACACGCGAUGCCUCUCCCACACCCAGCACAGACGCAGAGUACCCCUCCAACGGUAGUGCAGGAGGGGGUGGAGUGAGCGGAGCUGAGCGGAUCUAUGACCUGAACAUUCCUGCGGUGGUGAAGUUCUCCUACGCGGCUGAGCGAGAUGACGAGCUGAGUCUGGUUAAAGGGGACCGGGUGGUGGUGAUGGAGAAGUGCAGCGACGGCUGGUGGAGAGGCAGCCACUCCGGCCGAGUCGGCUGGUUCCCCUCCAACUACGUGCGAGAAGAUGUAGCGUACGGGGAUGUGGACGGGAGCUACGGGGACACGCUGGGGGGCUACCGCUCGCUGAGAGUGGGGCAGGGAGCAACUGUGGCUAAUGGGCGACCAGGAGGUGCAGGAGUCCCGGUGCUCCAUGUGGUCCAGACUCUGUACCCCUUCAGCUCCGUCACUGAUGAGGAACUGAACUUUGAAAAGGGCGAGACCAUGGAGGUGGUGGAGAAGCCGGAGAACGACCCCGAGUGGUGGAGGUGUAGGAACAGCAGGGGGGUUGUGGGUCUUGUGCCCAAGAACUAUGUGGUGGUCCUCAACGAUGGGGUGCCCACCAGAGGUCCUGCUUCGGGCCCUGGGUCCCCUCACAUUGGUCAUAUGGGGCCUGCGCGCACAGGCAGGUUUGCUGGCAAGGAUUGGUACUACGGCAACGUGACGCGGCACCAGGCAGAGUGUGCGCUCAACGAGCGAGGAAUGGAGGGAGACUUCCUUAUAAGAGACAGCGAGUCAUCGCCCAGUGAUUUCUCUGUGUCUCUGAAGGCAGCAGGGAAGAAUAAGCACUUCAAAGUGCAGCUGCAGGACGGGGUCUACUGCAUCGGCCAGCGGCGCUUCAACACUAUGGAGGAGUUGGUGGAGCACUAUAAAAAAGCGCCCAUCUUCACCAGUGAACAGGGAGACAAACUCUACCUUGUGAAACCUUUAGCCUGAUCUCAGCAUUCUCUCCUUCUCUCUCUCUCUCUCUCUCUCUCCCUUUCUAUUUCUCUCUAAUUCUCUGGACUUUUCUCGAUUUCACACCUCGUUCUAGUACUCUUGCCUUCUUUCCCUUCCCUUUUUUCUUCCUCCUUGCUCUUUUUCUUUUUAUCUGCCUCCUUCAUGGACUUUAGUGAAGCCUCGGGCUGGAGACCUGGAUCCUCUUGUGAGCGAAGAGGAUGAUGUAUAUUUUGGUGAGGGCCACAUGCUUCCUGACUGGCCUCUUGUCAAGUAGCGAAGUUGAAAUAUCCUUAUGGCUGUUAGAAUUCUCCUUGUAUGGAAUUCUGACCUCUGUGGAGGUCCCAGUAAUAAUAAUAAUGAAAAAAUCUGAUCUGAUGUCGCCUUCACUAAGUGACCACUGUUAGCACUCUCUAUGCCUUUGGUUGACAGCUCCUGUGCUCUGUAUCUGAUUUAUAAAACAGUGUUAGUUCAUGGCUGCAUCCCUUCUGACACCAACUUUACGCUGUUUCUGACAUUUAGUUCGCGUAACGCAUCAGUAAUGCUGUCCUUGCUAGAAACACUUGGGGUCAGCUGUAGUGGGAGAUCUGUAGUGGGGGGGAUUGGGCUUGAGGUUAUAGCAUGUAAUGAUGUUCAACUGUUCAGAUAUUGCUUAUACAAUUUACAUACAUCACUUCACAGCAGUCUUUAUUGCACUGCCUUAAGGGCAGUGUGUGAAGUUCAGAAUGGGAUGCAGCCCACUCAAAAGGGCCAGUCUACAGGCCGCCUCAGCUCCUCUGCAUGUGCCCCCACUGCAGCCGACUGUACAGAAGCAAUGGACGCUAAACCGAAAGCUAAACCAACGUGGCUCUUUCAUUUUGGACACUGUAGCUAUACUGUGCGCUCUCUCUCUCUCUCUCUGUCUCUCCAUCCUGAGACUGUUUCAGCCUUCAAGCUGAAUCUUCCAAAUGCUGAAUUCCAUUUCUCUGACCUGGUCCAUCAGGUUUUACUUUUCCCAGCUCAUCCAGGGUUUACCACACAAUCCUGAUUCAUUAUUCAUGGGUUCUUUAGGUUCAGGAGGUUUACUUUCCUCAACCCUGACCAAUUAAGUAAGAAUUAAGGACAGGUGGGGGGGGGCUUUUUCGUGUGUGGCCAGUUCAGGAGUUUGAAUGUGUGUCUCUCUACAACCAAAUGUGCCACCCAUCUCCAGUCCUGCUCUGCUCAGUGUCUUACAGCUCCUAAGCAACUCGUUAUCAACAACGUUCUGGCGCAUCUUCUCUUCUGUUGUCGCAGUAACACACACACACACACACACACAAGGCUAGCUGAUUGUGAACACUAAUUUAAGAGUAAUAAUACAUGGAAACUGAUUAUUCUUCUCUUCUUUUUCCAGGUCUGUCUGUUUACCAAUAAAAGUGUUGAUCAAAGGGUUUCUCAGCUUUUUAAAAAAAAAAAAAAGAGAUAAUGUUCUGAAUGUUAUUGAACAGUUAUUUAAUUCCUCUUUCCACUGUAUGUAAAUAAAUAUAUAUAAAUAUAUUAUGAGAAAAGAUAAGGUGCAUUUAUGAAUUGUUUAGAUCCAGCAUUACUGUACUGUACUGAGGACAGGGUGGUGAGAAUUAAAAUACUUUUGUUCAAUAAAAGUUUUGCAGAAUAAUGAGAUGAAAUUG